Folsomia candida is the source of this 1641-nucleotide messenger RNA. RefSeq lists its product as uncharacterized. Lineage: Eukaryota; Metazoa; Arthropoda; Collembola; Entomobryomorpha; Isotomidae. The transcript has 4 exons. The coding region runs from base 763 to 1509 and encodes 248 amino acids. The record is from RefSeq and is a predicted model, not a curated record.
GUACAUAAAUAGUGUAUGUAAGAUUGAGCAAGUCCAGUCAAUUUGAACUCGAAUAUAAGUAAACUACAUGCAUAAUCUUAGGCAUCACAACAACAGAUUACAAUCUUUGGCCUAUAUUAAAAGACCCAUUUAUAUAAGUAAAAUGGGUCAAUUAAUGUUUGAAAUAGUCGAGUUUUACUGCAAAGUUUACAAACAUUUGCCCCCGCUGCCAAUCACUUUUGAUGUAAAAAACCAAAGAUUUCACGCUUUUAAGAAUCUGAGAGGCUUAUCUGGAUAUAUAUUUUCCUGUGGUAUUCUAAUCGGAGUGUGCUCCUUGAGUCCAAAACUUCUUCAGGUUGGUUACAUCCUCCUCCGUACUUUUCAACUUGGCCAUUUCCCAUUCGUCAAGGAGGAACAUUUCGUUUCACCAUUGCAAAUUGCAUCAGUCUGCGUGGUAUGCCUUGCCUCUGGAUUUACCGUUCUCGUGGCAGGAAUCUCUUAUCAUAUAAGAACAAGGAGUACAAAUCUGCUCAAUGGGAUUAUCUCGCUAGAGAAGUACUGGCAACCUCAAGAGACAAGAAGUAUUAAAGCAACUCUGCCAGAUAAGCUUUAAGAAUUUUUUGUCCAUGGUUUUUUUUGAACGAACAAUAAUUUAUCAUCUUUUUUAGUGCACCGACAAAAAACUCGACGGGGUACAAUUCACAAUGUCCCCGCUGAUAGGAAACAAAAGGGCUCAUCAUUACCUUUCACCUUCUCAGAGUGACCCCGCUAUUCGCUGUCUACAUGUCUCCAGCCCUGGCACUGUUUGCCAUGUACCAUGAGAUAGACCCCAUCCAUUUUGCCCUGCACUGGUUGCCCCUUCACCUCUUGCCCACCCUGGUAAGAUAUGGGAUUCGGCUUGUGUCUCUUGUGCUUCUCACCAUGGCGGGCAUCGUGAUAGGUCAGGUUCUCCUUGGAAUGGGCUACAUGAUCAUCAUGGCCGUCUGGACGUGUCGAGAAGUUAUCCAUCUCAUGGAUUCCGAGCAACGGCGAGGGGCACGUGUCGGAUGGAGGGGUGUGGAUCAAAUGCGAUUGGUCAUCCAGUACAACCGACUAGUCAUUUUAAUAUCCGAGAGCGAAUCUGGACUAGCAUUAGGAAUCCUGCUCGUCUUGGGAGGAAGUUUUCUUGUCAUCGUUAUGUGCAACGUCAUGACCAUAACAAUGUACGAAUUAUACCCCAUCCACGUGUACAUAUUGGCCCCCCUUUUUUCCGGAAUUAUGGUGUGCGUGGUGAACGUGGUGUGGAAAUAUGUCGCUCAAGUGGAAUUGAUUUCGCGGGAAAUGUUGCGUCGCUGGAGGAACGACUAUAAACUUGUGGCUAGUGGGACGAUGCCAGAAAUUGGGCGAAGGGUGGGGGCAAUGAGGUCCAUUUUGCUGUACAUGGGAAUGUUUGACUUUAGAUGGUUCCCAGUGGAUAUGGAGACACAGUGCAAUUAUAAUGCGGCCAUCAUCGAGAGGACGAUUAGUUUCUUACUCGCGUUGAAAAAUUGAUCCAGUAUUGGGAAAUCUAAGCUUUGCUAAUUACUGUUAAGAAUCCUUUAUUAAUCUGGUGCUGUGUACAAAAAUGCUUACUUAUUUUCAUGUAAUAUAAGCAAUAAAUAAAGUAGUCCAAACUUCCCUUAA